AUGUCAGCACCAAGACGUAAUGCUAUCAAUAGGCCUAAUGGGAUUGGCGGACAACCCGCUAGUGCUGGAGGAGGUUCUGGUAUCAAUCACAUUUCUCCGUUCAUCAAACGUGAUAGAUACAAGAGAAACUUUCUGAGGACAAGACAGAAUGGUAAGACGGGAAAUGGAGUUAGUGUUAAGAAAGAGGAUCCUGACCUCAUAGAAGCGAGGGAAAAACAGCUUUUAGGCGUGGAAUCAUCUACUGGCGCUGCUAAAGUUAAAAGGGAGAAAGAAGAAGAAUUUAAUGAAUUCCCACUGAGAGCUAUUGAAAAGGAGCAGUUAGAGAACAUGAGAACUCAUUUAUUGAAAUUUCAAAGUAAAAAAAAAUUAGUACCAUCAGAAUCUUUCCAUUUACCAGUUAGAUUACACAGAAAGGAUACUAGGAAUUUACAAUUUCAACUUACAAGGGCUGAAAUUGUUCAGAGACAAAAGGAGAUUUCUGAAUAUAAGAAGAAGCAAGAACAGGAAAAAUUGGGUGUACCCGGCGUCGCCACACCUGCUACAACCACAUCCGUCACGGCAGCAACAACGGCACCACCACAACCAAAUCUAUUAACACCAUCUACUGCUGCAUCUACUGCGACUACAACACCAAAUGUUGAUGCUAACUCUAUAAGUGAUGGUGCCACUACUAGUGCAACGCCGGCUCCAACGUCCGAUAACGCUACACCGAUAGUGACUAAAUUAGAAGAAGCAGGUAUUUCAGAACAUCCAGAAAAAGUCGGUUUAGUUAAAUAUGAUGGAAAAGAGGAUAACGAACUUUUGGGGUAUGAACCAGGUACAACUGAUCCAUUAUACGAUGUCGCCCCAGAUGGUGGUGGUCGUGCUAGAAGAGGUAACUCAAAACGUAAAACUCGUCAAUUGAAAGUACUUGACGAAAAUGCUAAAAAAUUAAGAUUUGAAGAAUUCUAUCCAUGGGUGAUGGAAGAUUUUGAUGGUUAUAACACUUGGGUCGGUUCUUAUGAAGCAGGUAAUUCUGAUUCAUACGUAUUACUGAGUGUAGAAGAUGAUGGUAGUUUUACUAUGAUUCCUGCAGAUAAGGUUUAUAAGUUUACUGCGAGAAAUAAAUAUGCAACUUUAACUAUAGAAGAAGCAGAAAAGAGAAUGGAUAGGAAAAGUGGUGAAGUUCCUCGUUGGUUGAUGAAGCAUUUAGAUAACAUUGGUACUACAACAACAAGGUACGAUAGAACUAAAAGAAGACUGAAAACAGUGGCUGAUCAACGUGGCGUAGGAGGAGACGAAGAGGAACAUGAUGAUAAUUCAGAAAAUGAAUUGGAUUAUGACGAAGAAUUUGCCGACGACGAAGAAGCUCCAAUUAUUGAUGGCAAUGAACAAGAAAAUAAGGAAUCUGAGCAACGUAUAAAGAAAGAAAUGCUACAAGCCAAUGUACUUGGGCUGCGUGAUGAUAAGGAAUUCCCUGAAGAAGAUGAAGAUGAUCUAUUCAAUGAAAAGAAAAUAGAUGAAGAAGGUGAAAGGAUAAAAAAAGCACUACAAAAGACAGAACUUGCAGCCUUGUAUUCAUCUGAUGAUGAAUUGAACCCAUAUCUCUCAGAGAGUGAUAUUGAACAUAGCGAAGAGGGUAAGAAUAAAGUCAAAAAGGAAAACUCAGAAGAGAAAGAGAGAGAAAAAUCUCCUUCAAAGAAAACAACUAUCAAAAAAGAAAAUUCGCCAUCUGUAAGAAAUUUAGCACCACAGUUAAGAGUUAAGAGCAUAAAGGAUUGUAUCAUUGUCCUAAAAGGCACAAAAAAAAUCUUAAAAACUUUCCCUGAAGGUGAAUGGAAUCCAGAACAAUCAAAGAAACGUCAAAGAGACAUCGACGCUACAGAUAGAAAUACAAAUACUACUGUUAAAGUCGAAAUUAAGCAAGAGGAUGAAAUAUCUCCGGCAAAAGAGAUUUCUCAAGAAAAUACAAAAACCUCAAUACCGAUAAUAACAGAACAAGAUAUUAUUGAUGCUGUAGGUGAUGGUAAAGUGAACGUCAAGGAGUUUGGUAAGGCUAUUAGAAGGAGUUAUCCUGGCCCUGAGAAUAAAAAAUUAAUGUUCCAGCUCGUCAAAAAACUUUGUAGAAAGGUGGAUCAUGAGCAUAUGGAAUUAAAAAAUUGA
Messenger RNA from Kazachstania africana CBS 2517, 2142 nucleotides. It is a transcript of the gene TFG1, whose product is annotated as transcription factor IIF subunit TFG1. Lineage: Eukaryota; Fungi; Ascomycota; Saccharomycetes; Saccharomycetales; Saccharomycetaceae. Gene Ontology annotation, biological process: transcription initiation at RNA polymerase II promoter; positive regulation of transcription elongation by RNA polymerase II. The record is from RefSeq and is a predicted model, not a curated record. Bases 1 to 2142 code for a protein of 713 amino acids. Gene Ontology annotation, molecular function: TFIIF-class transcription factor complex binding; DNA binding; RNA polymerase II general transcription initiation factor activity. Gene Ontology annotation, cellular component: nucleus; transcription factor TFIIF complex. The transcript has a single exon.